Phragmites australis (common reed) is the source of this 2669-nucleotide messenger RNA. Its product is annotated as galactan beta-1,4-galactosyltransferase GALS1-like. The coding region runs from base 240 to 1769 and encodes 509 amino acids. NCBI's taxonomy places the organism in Eukaryota, Viridiplantae, Streptophyta, Magnoliopsida, Poales, Poaceae. The record is from RefSeq and is a predicted model, not a curated record. The transcript is spliced from 2 exons.
ACUCCCGAACGGAGCCAACCACGUUGGAGUAGUCGGAUGUAGCAGUAACUCUAUACUCACUCGCGGACCCAACCGAGACCGAGAGCCCUCAGCCAUCAAUCGACCAGCGCCGUAACGUUCCGGCGAGAAAAGCCGCGGCUAAUUAAUCCGCCACCCACCGCUCCUCAGUCCUCGCACACUCUCGCUCCCACUCAGCCUCUAGCCCGCCGCUAGCUAGCUAGCUCGGCCGCGGCGGCAGCAUGCGUAAGGACGCGGCCGCCGGCAUUGCGGCCGGCCCGGCGCCCGCGCUCCUCUGCUUCGACCUCAAGCCCUUCCUCGCCGCGCUCACCGUGCUCACUCUCCUCGCCGCCGCAUGGCAGCUCCGCCCCUACCACUCCCUCCUCGCAUCCCCAUUCUCCGCCGCCUGCCCGCACCCCGCCGCGUCUCUGCCGGCUCGCCCGCUGGCCGUCCACGCCAAGAGGACCUCCACCCCCAACUCCACCGCUUCCACUUCCUCCUUUCCGCCGCGGCAGCAGCCGCCCGGCCCCACGCGGCGGGAGUUCCGCGCGGUGGGCAGCGCGGCGGCGCUGUUCGUGCAGAUGGGCGCCUACCGCGGAGGGCCGUACACCUUUGCGGUCGUCGGGCUCGCAUCCAAGCCCAUCCACGUCUACGGCAAACCCUUCUUCCGCUGCGAGUGGGAGCCCAACGCUCCGAACAACGCCUCCUCAUCCUCGCCGCCGCCGCGGCCGAUGCGCGCGGCCAACACGUACCACAUGCUCCCGGACUGGGGCUACGGCCGCGUCUACACCGUCGUCGUCGUCAACUGCACCUUCCCGCGCGUUCCCAACGCCGACAACGCGGGGGGACGGCUCGUCCUGUACGCGCACUACGGCCCGCCGGCGCCGCCGGACCGGCACGAGCGGAUCGUGGCGCUGGAGGAGGUGCCGGGCGCCUACGACGAGGCCGCGUUCCGCACGCCGCCGCACAGGUACGACUACCUCUACUGCGGCUCGUCGCUGUACGGCAACCUCAGCUCGGUGCGGGUGCGCGAGUGGAUGGCGUACCACGCGCGCUUCUUCGGCCCGCGCUCGCACUUCGUGUUCCAUGACGCUGGCGGGGUGAGUCCCGCCGUGCGGGCCGCGCUGGAGCCCUGGGUGCGCGCCGGGCGCGCCACGCUGCAGGACGUGCGCGCGCAGGCCGAGUACGACGGCUGGUACUACAACCAGUUCCUAGUCGUCAACGACUGCCUGCACCGGUUCCGGCACGCCGCCAAGUGGACCUUCUUCUUCGACGUCGACGAGUACAUCUUCCUGCCCGACGGCCGCACUCUUGAGGAUGUCCUCGCCGAGCUUGAGCCGUACACUCAGUUCACCAUCGAGCAGAAUCCCAUGUCGAGCAGGUUGUGCGUCCGGGACCCCAGCAAUCCAGAGGCCGACUACUCCAACCAAUGGGGAUUUGAGAAGCUAGUUUUCCGGAAUUCAAUCACCGGGGUGAGGAGAGACAGGAAGUAUGCGAUUCAGGCCAAGAAUGCAUACGCCACAGGUGUACAUAUGUCGGAGAAUGUUAUCGGCAACACCACGCACAAGACGGAGCACCUCAUCCGGUACUACCACUACCACAACACUAUCAAUGUGCUCGGUGAGGUGUGCCACGAAUUCGUCUCCAUACGACCCAAGGGUGGCAUAACAUGGUCCGAGAAGACACCCUGGUAUUACGAUGAUAGCAUGAAGCGUGUCGCCAAUGCUGUUCGUGAAUUCGAGAGGAAGACCAUUGGUAAUGUGCGAGUAUAACAAUGACCACAGAGACAAAGAACUAAUGUAUAGUAUGUAUUGCCGUCGGUCAUUCAUGUGGCUUGGUGACGGUAUUCCUGAUGUUGCCAAACAAACGAUGACUUAUGAUUUGGGGCUAUAUGAGCUGACAGAGAUGCAACGAAAGCGAAGCUGCAACUUCAAGGGAAUGGCAGACUGUAUACCACUAAUGGUGCUAUGGUUCUGAUUUAUUUGGCAAAGGUAAGGUUUUUGUAAACAAAUAUGGCAUCCGUGUAAAUUCCAUUGUUUUAUUGUUCCAUCAUAUACACUGUAUUCUAUUAUUGGAGUUCCUAUCUAAUGUGAAAAAAAUUCAUGAGAACUUAAUAUAUGCCUGUGCAGCAUUUCUAAUAAAAUAGAAAGAGGAAGUUGCAACUCUUCUGCCUAUUCACAAUUUUGUUGCAACAAUGUAGAAAUGACAUUGUUUUUAACUCCUCAUUUUAUUGGAACCAUAAGAUAAUCCAUGGAGCCCAAGAAAUCAGCUGUUUUUGGCCACGUACUGGAAUAAUCUGUAGAGGUGAAGGUGAUUUUGAAAUUCCUGCGGCCAUAAAGUUGUUCGGUACUGUUAUGUAGUCCUGCAGCUAGAAAGGCAGAGAAAUGUAGGGACUGCUGGAGGAUGGGCAUGGGUUGUAGUGUUGUAUGAUUGGGGGAUGUGGCUUGUGGCCCAUUGCAUGAGAGGCUGUGGUAUACUGGUGUUGUCUCCAGCUGCUGCCCUCUUUGUCAUGGCGUUUGACGUUUUGCUCAUUGUUUGGUGGGCCAAAUUCUCAUGCCAGAUAUGUUGGGAUGUUAAGGGUGAUUAAGGUUCUACAGAUGAAUCAUUAUGUCACUUUGGUUUGAUGUCGCAUCAAUGUUUAAGGGCAGAUUUUUCUGCUCCAAUUUGCAGAA